CGCACCAGACAGCUCUUGCUGGGCCUCCUCAAGCUGUUUGUUAGCGGCCUGUCAAAGCCAGCAAACAUUCGGUUAGUUAACUCGAAACGCGUGCCUCCUUGUCUACUUGCACCACUACGAGCUCGAAUUUGUGCUCUCCUGUGUAAUGCUCUUUGCAUCAGAUUACUCUCUCGGGAUAAGUAUCAUCACAAAGCUCGGAGAAGAAGAGCAUAAUUUUACACAACACCGGGUUUAUCUAGGCUGGGCGGCAUAUACAAAUAUAGAAAAUUUCAGUUAUAGGGUAUGAAUACAUAACUGACGGGGAAAAAGUCACACCAGAUCAGUAUCCCAAAAAAACAAAGGGGGGUAUAGAAUGUGGAUUACCAAAUGUUUCCAAAGAUAGACUCGUUUCUUGGAAACCAUGUCCUAGACGUUAAUCUAACCAGCCAAUAAGAAACAAUAUUUUAAGUAUUUAGGCACUUAUUAAAAUCACAACUUAAUAAUGGCCUGUCAAAUAAGGCCUUGUCAAUUUUUAGCAGGGAAAAGUCCACAUUUGCAUUAUGGAAUGCAAGAGAAAAGUCGGGUAUGACGUAGUGCCAUUAGAACCUAUUUAUCUCAACAGCGCUGUCUUGUUAGCCAUGUUAUACCUGACUUCACGAUUCGCUUACAAGGUUAUAACUGCGUUGGUAGUAGCCUUUCUGCUUGGCGUAGUACUCGUUUGUAUUGCGCGCGAACUUUUUCUCGAAGAACCCGAGCGAGUCUCGACCGGGACCGCGGAAUCACCGCGAGACGCACGCGAGAGUAGCAGAAGGCGAAGUUUAUUGUUGUUUGGACAUGACCGUUCGGGAACCACGCUGCUAAGCAAGAUGUUCGACUCCGACUCACGAGUCUUUGGGAUGUAUGAGCCGUUUUGGACGACUCACUGGGACAUGGCGAGGCCGACGUUCGACGAAAAAGUUCGCCUCGCAAGGGAUGUACUCACAGGUUUUUUGUCUUGCAAUUUCUCCGCCAGCGAAAAUGGCGUUGAUUUUCUACGUACGUUUCGCUUUAGGCUUAACGACGGCCGCAGCGAAAGCCGUGCUUUGACUGCGAAACAUUUUCGCAAUGGGACAGAUGAAUGCAUGGAUUUGUCCUUACAUCCAAACUACACAGACUGGGUGUGUCAAAAUCGAUACAAAUACAGCGUAGUAAAAAUAGCUACCCCAAGGAUCCCCGAUACCCGGAUAGCGGGGAUUUUACCUCGACUCUUCGAGGAAAACCCGCACACAGAUAUCAAGGCAGUCCACAUCGUAAGAGAUCCGCGAGGGAAUGUUCACUCUAGAAUAAAACUUGAAUGGUUCAGAGAUCACCCCGAUCCCAGGUUCGAAAACAGUGUUAAACAACUAUGUGACGAGAUCAUGCCGAAUGUGCAACAUCUUAACUCCCUCCUCUCCAAAUACGGGGAAAGGAUAAUGAUUAUUAGAUAUAAGGAAAUUGCCGACGACCCAGUAGGAAUCGCCAAGAGGCUGUACAAAUUUGCGGGGUUUGAGAUAUCCGAUGAAGUCCUGGACUGGGUCAAGAGGGGUACCACGCCCAGUAAAAAGACGCUGGAAAGGGAACUUGAGCACCCAUACUCGCAUGUACGGAACGCGACAGGGAACGCGGAAAGGUGGAGGAAGGAUUCACCGAUAGAGCGUGUGCGUGUGAUCGAGAGAGUGUGUGAGCCGCUCAUGCGAAUACUAGGGCUGGAGAAAAUGGAGACACUGGAAAGAAACUGAAUUGAGAUACCUAACUUGAAGCUACCAAGAUAAGUAGCGCAAAUAGUUAAACAGAAAAACACAUUAACGGAAGGGGAGGGGAAAAUGAACAAUAUCCGCACCUCGACACAAAGAACGAGAAGAAUAGAGACAAAAGAACUCCUUUGUAGAACAAAGAUAAUAGGAGACAAAGCAGCUGCGUACUUACUCCGUGAAAGUCUAUCACUUUGUUGCGCUGGCAUAACAGGAUAAUGCGAAUGACGUAAGAUGAUUAAGGUUUUGAUAAUUUUUUUAAAUUUU
Molecule: messenger RNA, 2015 nt
Organism: Nematostella vectensis (starlet sea anemone)
Lineage: Eukaryota; Metazoa; Cnidaria; Anthozoa; Actiniaria; Edwardsiidae
Product: carbohydrate sulfotransferase 3
Exons: 1
Coding region: 540-1736 (398 amino acids)
Biological process (GO): N-acetylglucosamine metabolic process; sulfur compound metabolic process
Molecular function (GO): N-acetylglucosamine 6-O-sulfotransferase activity
Source: RefSeq, a predicted model, not a curated record